Xenopus tropicalis (tropical clawed frog) is the source of this 563-nucleotide messenger RNA. It is a transcript of the gene glrx, whose product is annotated as glutaredoxin. The record is from RefSeq and is marked provisional. Gene Ontology annotation, molecular function: catalytic activity. Lineage: Eukaryota; Metazoa; Chordata; Amphibia; Anura; Pipidae.
CAGCACAGGCCGGGGGCGAUCAUGGCUCAGAGCUUUGUGCAGAGCAAACUGAAACCCUCCAAGGUGACCAUGUUUGAGAAGCCCACGUGUCCCUUCUGCGUUAGGGCCAAGGGGGUUUUAACUAAAUACAACUUUAAGGAUGGACACCUGGAAAUCAUUGACAUCUGCAAGUUGGAUUUCAUGUCCAGCCUCCAACAGUAUUUUAAGCAGUCGACAGGAGAGAGUACGGUACCCCGUAUAUAUAUUGGUGAAAAAUGUAUUGGUGGAUGUUCUGACUUGGUCCCCCUGGAGAACAGCGGAGAGCUGGAAAAAGCGCUGCAGUCUAUUGGUGCAUUGAGUGAUUAAGCCUAUAUUGUUGAAAGAAAACUUGAUGAAGGCAACAGGGCCCUGUGGUUGCAGUGCAGAGAAGGCCGCAGUACAUGAGUUGAUUGCUCAGGCUUUGCUGAUAUUAGCAUUUAUAUUGCAAUAAGAUCUUAGUUUGUUCCUACUUUGUUAUUUUCAUUGUUUUUUAUGACGUUAAAGAGUUUACAUUGCAUUACCCAAUAAAAUCUUGCUACACGCAA